AUGUUGAAGUACUUCAAUGAGAACAUAUCCCUAGCGCUCCAGGAGAGGUACAGGGACCUCCAUGAGUAUCGGAAGACGGAAGUAGAGGACUCACCGAGGGAGGCAAAAGUACCAAAAAUAGCGGAAGAAGGUGAGGCGGUCGGCGGCGAGGGCGCUUUCGAACCGGGCGCCGCGCCGCCGUUCCCUCGACUCCUGGAGCCGCCCAAGGAAGAAGAGAACUUUGUGGCCAGUUGGCUGCAUAACUCCUUCAAGAUGACAGCGGCAGAAGGCAAUGAGGCUGCUGCUGGAGGCAGUGCCUUAGACCUUCGCGCUGCACCUCUGUCCCUUCACAUACCAACCUUACAGACGGAGGCACAGAGGUUUAAGAUGCAGGAUUUCUGGAACCGAAGCCGCCCAGGGUCACCACUGCAGGAGCAGGUGGAGAACAACCAGCCAGGCCCUGCGCCUCCCACUCCUCAGCCACCUGCCACUCCUGAUCACAAAAUGAUGACGGAGAAACUUGUCAGUGAAAUUCAGCAACAACAGUCUCCAUCAGCCGACUCGACCAUGAGCGAGCGUUCCCUCGUGCCCUUUGCGCUGGUAAAUUUACUAUCAUCAAUCAAUAAAGUCGAUCCGCAGCAGUCGCCGUCCGGGGAAGCCCCUAUGGGCGACCGCAACGUGCUGCCCUUCGCAUUGGUAAAUUUCCUGAAUAGCCUCAAUAUCGAUCAACAAGCGCGAUCCGGUCAGAGUAUUAGCGAGCGGACGCUGGAAGAAUGCUGGUCUACACUUCAGCGAAUCUUUAUGCAUAAGAACGCCAUGCAGAUGCACGCGAGGGAACUCCAGCGAGGGUUGGGAGGCGAGGUGAAGCCUCAUCAGUGCCAGCAAUGCCUGAAAUCCUUCAGUUCCAACCACCAAUUGGUACAGCAUAUUAGAGUACACACUGGAGAGAAACCGUACAAAUGUUCGUACUGUGACCGACGGUUCAAGCAACUCAGUCACGUUCAGCAACACACGAGGCUACACACUGGCGAGCGUCCCUAUAAAUGCCAUUUGCCGGACUGUGGCAGAGCUUUCAUACAGCUGUCCAAUCUUCAGCAACAUCUACGGAACCACGACGCACAGGUAGAAAGGGCUAAGAACAGGCCAUUCCAUUGCAAUAUAUGUGGGAAAGGGUUCGCUACUGAGAGCAGUCUUAGAACGCAUACAGCGAAGGAGCUUCAGCUGCACCUUGGUGUUUUGCAGCAACAUGCGGCACUUAUGAUAGGUGGCGCCACGGCCACCCCAUGCCCCAUAUGCCACAAAGUCGUAUUCGGGGGCGAAGCCCUAGUAGAGCACAUGAAGAACACUCAUAAGGACCCGAAUGCGUCCGGCGUUGCGAGUCCGCCCUCAACAUCACCGUAUCCACAAGCUAAACCUAUUGAUCCUUAUAUAGCGAAGCGGCGGACUGCGAAUCACCCGUGUCCAGUGUGCGGCAAGCAUUAUGUGAAUGAAGGUUCUUUGAGAAAACAUCUCGCUUGUCAUCCUGAGUCGCAACUGUCGGGUGGACUUCGAAUGUGGCCGUGUUCUGUUUGCCAAGCAGUGUUUACACACGAAAGUGGCCUCCUCUCCCACAUGGAACAUAUGCGAAUGGAACCGAAACAUCAGUUCGCGGCUCAAUACGUUCUAUCUCGAGCUGCUGCAGAGCGACGCGAGAGAGACAUAAUAGCUGCCGUCUCAGCAUCCGCUGGUAGUUCUGGUCUACUGAACCUUGCACCACCAUCACCGGCACAUUCUGACUCUUCAUCCAACGGACGCCUUUCAUCAUCAGCAGGUUCUGAAGUCGGGACAGCCGUAAAUAAACUCACAGACCUCCUCCGAUCAAAUGGCCAAUAUGACGAGAGAAUGGCUGCCAUAGCCGCAGCUGCCAACAUGAUGACCCAAUCUGGUGAGAACAACGCAGUACAAGUGGCAGCGGCAAAUUUAGUAUCAGCAAUGCGUCAACAACUAGCGAGAGAACCGACACAAGAAGCCCAACCACCGUCUGAGGCGGCAUUACGAAUCCAGCAAGCUGAAGCUUUACUUAGAACUCAGGCUGAAGCACUAAGAUUAGCUGUGUCGCAAGCACAUAACAAUGAAAACCCGCCAUUACGACAUAACGGGUUCCAAACGAAUGAGCAACUAUCACCCGAGUUAGUAGAAGCCUUCAGAAUUGCUCAGGAACAGAGACUAGAGCAAGCGCUUAGAUUGCACGAUCCGAGAAUGCUGGGUUUUAAUCUCCCCUCGCCAGUUCAGCAGGCUCAGGCUCAGGCUCAGGUUGCUCAGGUUGCUCAGGUCGCUCAGGCGGCUCAGGCGGCUCAGGCUGCUCAGGCCGCUCAGCAAGUGGUUCAACAACAACAAAUGCAACAAGCCGCCCAAGUCGCACAACAAGCCGCACAACAAGCAGCACAACAAGCUGUCCACCUACAACAAAACACUCAGCCA
This is a messenger RNA of Brenthis ino (lesser marbled fritillary), 2439 nucleotides long. Lineage: Eukaryota; Metazoa; Arthropoda; Insecta; Lepidoptera; Nymphalidae. The record is from the annotation of a GenBank genome assembly.